CUCUCAUAGGAAUGAAUGAGGCCCCGCCUCCCACGCUGUAUCCAGUUCUUAUUAUACAUCCAUGAUGACCACCCCGGUGCAGAUGUUACACACGAGAUAACAGCGAGACAAACUGCGGGUGUUUGGAUGCGUUGGCUCGGGUUAGCAUGUGGUCUGCCGGUGAGGAUGUUAGCUCGGGUCAGCAGCCCCUCCCGGGUUGACACCGUGUGAUGAAGGCAGACUCUCACGGUAACCGGACCAGAAACACGUUCAUGCUCCAGUUUGACUUUGUCGCCCUUCUGUAAGGUAGCUGAGAGAAAGAGAAACCUCUUCUGAAAACUACUCGGACGCCAUGGCCCCUCACCCGGCGGUCCAGGCCGCCAUUGACCUCUCUGCAGGAGCCAUAGGGGGGGCUGCAUGUGUGUUCAGUGGGCAGCCUCUCGACACAGCAAAGGUCAAGAUGCAGACCUUUCCUAAUCUGUACCGGGGUUUCAUCCACUGCGUCACGUCCACCUACAAACAGGUGGGUCUGCGGGGUCUCUACCAAGGCACCUCCCCGGCUCUGAUGGCCAACAUCGCAGAGAACUCCGUGCUCUUCAUGAGCUACGGAUUCUGCCAGCAGGUCAUCCGCCUCUCAGCUGGUCUGCCCAACGAGACUGUGCUCAGUGAUGUGCAGAAAGCUUGUGCUGGCUCAAUAGCGUCCAUUUUCUCUUCGCUAGUCCUCUGCCCCACUGAGCUGGUCAAGUGUCGGCUGCAAGCCAUGUAUGAAAUGGAGUUAUCAGGCAAGAUUGCAAAGAGCCAUAACACAGUGUGGUCGGUGGUGAGAUCCAUCAUGAAGGCUGAGGGGCCGCGGGGCUUCUUCCAGGGUCUGACCCCCACCAUCGCCAGAGAGGUGCCCGGGUACUUCUGCUUCUUCGGGGCCUACGAGCUCUGCCGCACGACCUUUGCCGACUACAUGAAGUGUGAAAAAGACGACAUAGGUGUGAUGCCCAUCAUGUUCAGCGGGGGUCUGGGGGGGGCCUGUCUGUGGCUCGUUGUUUAUCCCAUGGACUGCGUCAAAUCUCGGAUCCAGGUCAUGUCGAUGAUGGGCAAACAGGCGGGGUUUUUCAAGACCUUCAUGACCAUCGCUCGUACUGAAGGUGUGAGGGCACUGUACUCCGGUCUCACCCCCACCAUGGUGCGCACCUUCCCUGCUAACGGAGCGUUGUUCCUGGGAUACGAGGUCAGCCGGAAGCUCAUGAUGAAGCAGUUUGACAGCUAAAACACGCACAACUCGAAUGAAGGAAGUGAAGUAUUACAGCCAUAAAACCUCGCCAAAACUCCAGUUGAAGCAUUCAAGCUCAAUACUUUAGGGAUCUGGUUUUCCCUCAAAACUGUCACGCUUCAUCUCUUUUUUAACUUACCCUUCUAACAUAGUGUUUAGAUCAUCGUAUUCAUUAAUUUUUUAGUGUUUUAUAUAUAUAUAUAUAUAUAUAGUUGAUUUUAAACUCCAAAAUUGCUACUGCCAGCAUACAGCUUGCAUACUAAAAUUAGAAAAUGUAUGUGCAGCAUAGAAGCAACGGUAACUAGCCUCAUUGAGGAUGUUAACACUCCAGUGUAUUAUUAUUUCUUAUGUCUACCUCAAAAGAAGUCAUAUACGCACAGAAACGUGUUUCUCUGACAGACAUUUCAAAUGAUUCUUUACUUUCUGUGUAUGCAGGUACACAGAGAAACACUCCGUUAGGUUGAGAGGUUAUCUUUUAAUGCACAGAAACUUAAUGCAUGAAGUUAGAAAUGUGAGGUAGAAUAUACUAAUCAAUUGAAGUUGCCUAAAAUGGGUUUUGAUGACAUGUUUUUUUUUUUACAUUUUUAAUUCAUAGAGUAAAGAAAAUGGCUAUUCUGGUAAUAAAUAUGUUAAAAUAAUUUGCUUUAACCAUGAACUAAAGUCUAACAGGGUUCCCCAGCCUCAACUAAAACAAACACUGCCAGCAGGAGUUUUGUCAUACUGACUGUUUUUGUAUUUUCAAUCUCUUUAAACCCAGUUUUUGCCUUUUUUGAUCACUACGCUUUGCCUUUUCUGUUGUGUAACCUCUAUCUGUGUCCAUUCUGUAAAAGUCAGUGAAGAAAUAUCCCUUCUUUUAAUCAAAUGGACCUUUUGCACAAUGCAUUUGGCGUGCAGGGUUUUUCCUGUGCUUAGUUGGCAUUUCAGAAAUCUCAGUCCUAUUCCCUUCAAUGUUAAUACACAUUUUAAAAUGCUAACUACUGUAUUUGAGAUGACACUGACAUGUUUGUGCAUCCUGGUAUUCAUUGCAGAAAAUGACUUACAUUAAAGGUGUCAUUGUAGAAUAAUUAAA
Messenger RNA from Trematomus bernacchii (emerald rockcod), 2312 nucleotides. It is a transcript of the gene slc25a15b, whose product is annotated as solute carrier family 25 member 15b. The record is from RefSeq and is a predicted model, not a curated record. NCBI's taxonomy places the organism in Eukaryota, Metazoa, Chordata, Actinopteri, Perciformes, Nototheniidae. Bases 332 to 1240 code for a protein of 302 amino acids. Gene Ontology annotation, molecular function: L-ornithine transmembrane transporter activity. The transcript has 7 exons. Gene Ontology annotation, biological process: mitochondrial L-ornithine transmembrane transport.